CCGCGCCUCUUUCCUUGUGACAUGUAGUUUCGCCCACGACCAUGCUCACCGCGAUGCUCACGUACAAUCCUCCCCCUCCUCCUCACCUCCUUCCUUGCUGGUGUGCGUGUUCGCGCAAACAGUCAUGGCGCAACGAUCGACUUUGCAACGCCGCACGGCGACAACGGUGAAGCGACAGGACGUACCUGAGCGGUCUGUGAGAGACGACCCAGAGGCGGAUCUGUUUGAAGAUGACGACGACAGCACGAAGCACACGCGCUUGACGCUGAUGGAGGAGGUGUUGCUUCUUGGCAUCAAGGACAAGGAGGGUUACACAUCGUUUUGGAACGACUGCAUUUCGUCUGGGCUUCGCGGGUGCAUGCUCAUUGAGCUUGGGCUGCGUGGAAAGGCCGAGUUGGAAGACACAGGCAUGCGCCGUCGCUCCAUCUCCUCCCGAAAAGUUGUCGUCACGCCAAAGGGCGAGCGUCCAACCGGCGAUGUGAUCCUCGACGAAGCACUCAAGCACCUGAGAACGACACACCCUGGGGAGACAGUGCAGGACUGGGUUGAGCUGUUGAGUGGAGAGACGUGGAACCCGCUGAAGCUCAAGUACCAGCUGCGCAACGUGCGGGAGCGACUGGCCAAGAAUCUGGUGGAGAAGGGCGUGCUGACAACGGAGAAGCAGAACUUUCUCCUGUUUGACAUGACGACCCACCCCGUGACAGACACGACGGCCAAGGAGCGCGUGGUGAAGAAGGUGCAGGAUGCGGUGCUCUCCAAGUGGCAGAACGACGCCAGCCGCAUGGACAAGCGCACCCUGGCGCUGGUGUACAUGGCCCACGCCUCGGACGUGCUGGAGAACGCGUUUGCGCCGCUGUCUGACGAGGACUACGAGCUUGCGAUGCGGCGCGUGCGGGAGCUGCUUGAUCUUGAUCCAGAGGUCGAGGCAACAAAACCAAACGCAUGCGAGAUUCUCUGGGCCGUCGUCGCCGCCUUCCUCAAGUGA
Molecule: messenger RNA, 985 nt
Organism: Salpingoeca rosetta
Lineage: Eukaryota; Choanoflagellata; Craspedida; Salpingoecidae
Exons: 2
Coding region: 125-985 (286 amino acids)
Biological process (GO): retrograde vesicle-mediated transport, Golgi to endoplasmic reticulum; Golgi organization; Golgi vesicle budding
Cellular component (GO): trans-Golgi network; cytosol; Golgi cisterna
Molecular function (GO): phosphatidylinositol-4-phosphate binding
Source: RefSeq, a predicted model, not a curated record